Messenger RNA from Mollisia scopiformis, 788 nucleotides. RefSeq lists its product as uncharacterized. NCBI's taxonomy places the organism in Eukaryota, Fungi, Ascomycota, Leotiomycetes, Helotiales, Mollisiaceae. The transcript has a single exon. The coding region runs from base 77 to 622 and encodes 181 amino acids. The record is from RefSeq and is a predicted model, not a curated record.
CAGCCAGCACAAUCCGCUCCUCUACAUACAGUAUCUUGGGACCUUUGGCUUGGGUUGUUGCAUACUUUCUGUAGACAUGGACGCCUCUACAACUAUGCUCGCUCAUUCUCCGGCCACAACUGGAACAUUGAUGGCGACAUCCGCCGCCGUGUCUAAUAACUUGACGGUCGGGCAAAUAAUCUUCCACGAAUUCAUCAACAUUCACGAACGCUUCAGACUCCCCGAGUUCUGGAACGAUAUGGGCAUCAUUUUCACUUUUUUCUUGGGUUGCGCUAUUCUUCUGUACUUGAUCGGUAUCAGCAUUACAUUCAUCCUCAUGGUUCUCUUUCCUCGAGCUUUCGGAACUUAUGAGCCGUUCCAGACCGAAUUGAUCUCUGACGAAGCCUUGAUGAAUCAAGUUUAUGGCGGACCAAUGUACGUUGAUCCGGAAGUCGAACGCAUCUUGCAACGAGUUCGUGAGCGACGAGCUAGGCGAAAAGAGGGAAUGCCUCCUGGUCAACAUGUCGGUGAUAUUCCAUUGAGAGAGUUCACGAAGAGCCAGCUCAAGGAGCAAACUUUUACUGGCCAAAAUCAUCAUAAUGAGGACGGAGAAGAGGGACUUCAUAGUCUCAGACUCGAAUAGGGUUUUCGUCAGUGAAUAGGGUUUUCAUCGGUGCCUAAAUGUAUGUAUAAGUCAGAAGUUUCAUUAUCCGGAACUCGACCGGACUCUCAAAGAAUAAAAAUGAUUCAUCCGACCUUGUUUCAUCUUUCGUGUGAAGUGAUCAAUUCCAAUGAUGAUAAGAUCUCAG